Sander lucioperca (pikeperch) is the source of this 5044-nucleotide messenger RNA. It is a transcript of the gene atrn, whose product is annotated as attractin. Gene Ontology annotation, molecular function: protein binding. The record is from RefSeq and is a predicted model, not a curated record. Gene Ontology annotation, cellular component: Golgi apparatus. NCBI's taxonomy places the organism in Eukaryota, Metazoa, Chordata, Actinopteri, Perciformes, Percidae. The transcript is spliced from 24 exons. The annotation marks the transcript as partial.
CUUCCCUCCUCAGGUCCAGACUGCCUGGUCUCUGUGCCUGCCAACUCCUCCUUCUGGAGCCGCGAGGAGUACGCCGAGGCCGGGCUGGCCAGGGCUUCCCACAAGGCAGUGGAGGACCAGGGCAUCAUGUGGGUCAUCGGAGGCUACGUCUUCAACGCCUCCGACUAUCACAUGGUCAAAGCAUAUAACGUCAGUAGCAAGAGCUGGCUGACCCUUGACCCCUCUGUGCACACUGUGACGCCGCGAUAUGGCCACUCACUGGCUCUUCAUGAGGGGAGGAUCUACAUGUAUGGAGGAAAGAUCGACUCCACAGGAAACGUGUCCAGCCAGCUGUGGGUUUUCCACAUCCAGAACCAGACCUGGGUCCUCCUGAGCCCCCGGGCCAAGGAGCAGUAUGCUGUGGUGGGACACUCGGCGCACAUUGUGCCCCCUGUCCAGGAGGGGGCCAGUCCCAUCAUGCUGGUUAUGUUCGGACACUGUCCUCUCUACGGUUACAUCAGCCAGGUGCAGGAGUACAACAUCGUGAAGAACACAUGGAGCAUGGUGUCCACAGACGGUGCACUGGUCCAGGGCGGCUACGGCCACAGCAGUGUUUUCGACCCCAGCACCAGAGCCGUCUACAUCCACGGAGGCUACAAGGCCUUCAGCGCCAAUAAGUAUGGCCUGGCAGGAGACCUGUACAAGUUCGAUGUGGACAAGAGGAAAUGGACCAUUCUGAGAGACAGCGGCUUCUUCCGUUACCUCCACACGGCGGUGAUAGUGAGCGGGACCAUGCUGGUGUUUGGAGGAAACACGCACAACGACACCUCCAUGAGCCACGGCGCCAAGUGCUUCUCCUCUGACUUCCUGGCCUACAGCCUAGCGUGUGACGAGUGGACAGUGCUGCCUCGACCGGACCUCUACCAUGACGUCAAUCGCUUCGGACACUCGGCAGUCUUCAGUGACAGUGUGAUGUACGUGUUCGGUGGCUUCAACAGCCUGCUGCUUAGUGACGUCCUCGUGUACACCUCGCCCAGCUGCGCAGCCUUCUCCAGCCCGGCGUCCUGCAGCCAGGCCUGGCCAGGGAUCCACUGCGUCUGGAACAGCACCCAGGGGACCUGCCUGCCCUGGGAGAGCAACGCCAUCGGAAUGGAACCGCAGCCGCUACCGGCCUCCUGCAACACACGAUCAUAUGCUGACAACGAGAGGUGUGACCAGUACACUGACUGCUACAGCUGCACUGCUAACACCAACGGCUGCCAGUGGUGUACCGGCCAGUGUGUGUCUCUGGGAAGCAACUGCACCUCUGCCACGGGGGCCACAGGGGACAAUGACGUUUGCCCCAAGGACAACCCGUCCUAUGUGUGCAACAAGAAAACCAGCUGCAAGAGCUGCGCUGUGGACCAGAACUGUCAGUGGGAACCUCGCAACCAGGAGUGCAUCUCACUGCCAGAAAACGUGUGCGGUGAAAGCUGGCAUCUGGUUGGCAACUCCUGUCUGAAGUUCAUCACGGCCAAGGACUCGUACGACAACGCCAAGCUGGCCUGCCGGAGCCACAACGCCGUCCUGGCCUCGCUCACCACACAGAAGAAGGUGGACUUUGUCCUGAAGGAGCUGCAGAUCAUGAGUGUGGUGUACAAGGCUACAGUGACGCCCUGGGUGGGGCUCAGGAAAAUCAACGUGUCUUACUGGUGCUGGGAGGACAUGUCGCCCUUCACCAACACCAGCCUGCAGUGGCUGCCCGGCGAGCCCAGCGACGCUGGCUUCUGUGGCUACCUGGCCGAGCCGGCGUCCAGCGGACUGAAGGCACAAACCUGCAUCAACCCAGUGAACGGCAGCCUGUGUGAACGCCCAGCCAACCACAGUGCCAAGCCGUGCCGGACCCCGUGCGCCAUGAGAAGCACCUGCAGCGAAUGCACCAGCAGCAGCUCGGAGUGCAUGUGGUGCAGCAACAUGAAGCAGUGCGUGGACUCCAACGCCUACGUGGCCUCCUUCCCCUUUGGCCAGUGUAUGGAGUGGUACACUAUGAACACUUGUCCCCCGGAGAACUGCUCCGGGUACAGAACAUGUGGCCAGUGUCUGGACCAGCCGGGCUGCGGCUGGUGCACCGACCCCAGCAACACGGGCAAAGGUCAGUGCAUCGAGGGCUCGUACCGCGGGCCCUUCCAGACCUCGGUCCCAGCUCCAUCCACCCUCCCCGGCCUGCCCGCCAGCCCCCCUCAGCCGGCCCUCAAUGCCAGCAUGUGCCCCAGCGAGGCCAAAUACAACUGGUCCUUCAUCCACUGCCCAGCUUGUCAGUGUAACGGUCACAGCCAGUGUAUCAACGAGAGCGUGUGCGAGAAGUGCGAGGACCUGACAACCGGCCGGCACUGCGAGAGCUGCAUCUCCGGCUUCUACGGAGAUCCCACCAACGGGGGCAGCUGCCAGCCCUGCAAGUGUAACGGCCACGCCAGCAUGUGCAACCCUAACAACGGCAAGUGCUUCUGCACCACUAAGGGCAUCAAAGGGGAUCGCUGCCACCUGUGUGAAGUCGAGAAUCGUUACCAAGGCAACCCUCUCAAAGGAACGUGCUACUACACGCUUCUCAUCGACUACCAGUUCACCUUCAGCCUGUCGCAGGAGGACGACCGCUACUACACCGCCAUCAACUUUGUGGCCACACCUGAGGAGCCAAACCGGGAUCUAGACAUGUUCAUAAAUGCCUCAAAGAACUUCAACCUGAACAUAACCUGGGCCACUAGCUUCACCGCAGGCACCCAGACCGGGGAGGAGGUCCCUAUCGUCUCUCGGAGCAACAUCAAGGAGUUCAAGGACAGCUUCUCCAACGAGAACUUUGAUUUCCGCAACAGCCCAAACAUAACCUUCUUUGUCUACGUCAGCAACUUCACGUGGCCCAUUAAGAUUCAAAUCGCCUUCUCGCAGCACAGUAACUUCAUGGAUCUGGUGCAGUUCUUUGUCACGUUCUUCAGCUGCUUCCUGUCCCUGCUCCUUGUGGCCGCCGUGGUUUGGAAGAUCAAACAAAGCUGCUGGGCGUCACGGCGACGAGAGCAACUGCUGAGGGAAAUGCAACAGAUGGCCAGCCGGCCUUUCGCCACCAUCAACGUCGCCUUGGAGACGGACGACGAGCCGCCUGACCUGAUAGGCGGAAACAUCAAGUCCGUCCCAAAACCCAUCGCCCUCGAGCCUUGCUUUGGCAACAAAGCCGCCGUGCUUUCCAUCUUUGUGCGGUUACCCAGGGGCACCGGCGGCAUCCCUCCUCCAGGACAGUCUGGUCUGGCAGUGGCCAGUGCGCUGGUGGACGUCUCCCAGCAGAUGUGUGUGGGCUACAAGGAAAAGUCUGGAGGCCUGAGGAACCGCAAACAGCAGCCCACCGCACAGCCAUCCACCUGUAUCUGACCACGCCCCCCUCCCCCGUCCUCCUCUGCCACCCCACCACCCGAUGCUCUCCCAUCAGCCCCCCGCUUCGGCCCCCUCCUUCAGAGACUCCCGCCAGCUCCGCUGUGGCAGGCAGAGGUGCAUGCUGGGAUGCAGGACUAGAACAUUUUGGUGAGGGGCCGAGUCGUCCGGUGGACUGGAGCCUCAGCGGGCUUCCCCUCCGUUUUCCUCCUACGGGAACUAUGGCUCCCCGCGAACAGAAUGACCAAAACUGGACACAAAGUUGGGGAGCAGUGGAGGGAGGGAGGGAGGGACAGAGCGAGCGGGUGCUGACUUCAGCCCUUCCCCUCAGAAAAACAUUUGUCGGCACCGCCUCGUUAGAGUCGAGGCGGCCGCGGCUUGCUGCUAGAAGAGAUCCUCGUCUCGUAGUUUUGAAAAAUCCAGAGACUUUGCAACCCUCGAUGUUUUUCAUUUUACUUAAGUUAUUGUUUUUUUUUUUUGUUUUGUAUUGUUUUAUUUUGAAGGCAGGAACAAACUGGACAUGUUCCAACUGCACACACACACACACACACACACACACACACACACACACACACACACACACACACACUUCCAAAAACCAACUUUCCAAGCCCUUGCACCCAUUUGUAGCCCAUUGUCGCCUGCUUUCACAUUCACAGCUCAGUACUGAGGGCUACUGUCACCGGAGGCUCGUGCAGUUUGGCCUCCAAGCAAGCUAACGGCAUGUUCAGACUUCCUUUAAUGAGGAUCCACUGUAGGAGGCUAGCCGUGCAGCCAAAGCCCAUCCAAAGAGUCUGUCACAUUUCUAAUCAGCCGCUGUGUCUUCUUCCCCUGUCUUCUUUGCGGCCUGUCUGAAGCUUUGUCUCCGCCCCGGUCUCUCUCAGUCUCUGUGGCCAACUGGCUGCCGAGCCAACCACCUUGCCCACCUCUCUGGCAGCAUGGCCGAGUACAAAACAAGACCACAGCAACAUCUUAUCCGCGCUGGCUGGCGGGCAGGCUGGAUAGUAAGCCAGCGGCGAUUGAAACCUUUCCAGCCAAUUACUCCUUCAGUUGCAACGAAAGCCAACGCCGUGUGCACACACAGGUGCACACGCAUGGCUCUCACACAUACAGCAGAGCAGGUGGUGGUGAGAAAACCCUCCGGUGUUUAAUGAUUGUCCUUUUGGCAGUGCUGUGCCUUAAGCCCAUCUGAAACAGGCUUCCUAUAGAUCUUGUGACUCUGAUAGAAUGAAGUGAUUAGGCUGAUCUGCGUGAGGGGAGCCGGGGCAACGGUACAGCAUCCUCUGUGAUCGUUGCCUAAGAAAUCCAUAGCGUCUAAUUGCUGCUCCCGUGUCCCCAAAUUCAACGCAUGUCCUUCCCCCAGUGCCAGAAAUCCCGUUGCUCUCCCCCUUGCCGCUCGAUGGCGAUUGUUCCGUGUCCCUGAGCUGUCUACGGCUGCCCAAUUAGCCCCCACAGCAAUGACGUCUGUGUUCAUAUUGAUGCUACAGUGGAGCUUCUAAUGCCCAACAUUUCAACUGUACCAGGCAGACAACUCUGAACACGAAGCACACACACAUACAUUAGCAGAGUAAGCAGCCACAAUGCACGUGUCAGCGUCUGUUUCCUUUAUUAAACGGGACUUUUGAAUUGGCCACAUCUCAUGAAAGACCUCGGGUAUUGAUUCAAAAAA